AUGGCAGAGUCUGCUUUGAGCCUCGUUGCCAUGAAAAUGGAGCUCAAGAACUCUACAAUCCUCACUUUCCUUCUUCUCUUCUUGCUUGCCACACCUUGUUUUUCUAGAGUAGGUGGAUCAGAUGUAGUGGGUACUGAGGUUUAUGAGAUUGAUUAUAGAGGUCCAGAGACCCACUCAUCAAUCCCACCACCUGAUCACUCUCAUGGGAAGCCAUUGAUCCACAAAGAAAGUGCCAUGGCAAGUCCUAAACCUAAGAGCUCUAGGGCUUCUAGCAUGGGAAGAAAGGCCAAGCAAAUGCAUGGAUGA
Molecule: messenger RNA, 306 nt
Organism: Prunus armeniaca (apricot)
Lineage: Eukaryota; Viridiplantae; Streptophyta; Magnoliopsida; Rosales; Rosaceae
Source: the annotation of a GenBank genome assembly